AUGGCAGGGUUGUAUCUGUUAUGUCCCAGCGACGAACGCUCCCCAGUCAGGAACGGUCGUGAAUGGGAUAUCCUAUUCACGAAUGGGCCCAAGUCGUUCGUCGCUGGGAUCAUUGAGCCACAAACGGGAAUACUCCGACUUAUUGAAAUAGAUAAAGGGAACGUCUUCCGAUCGUUUUCCUUUAGAGUCUUCAUGGUAUUCGGAAGCGAAGAGAUACCACUAGGGGUUCCAAAUGAAUCUCAUCAACAGGAUUUGCAGAAGUAUUUUGUUUCUUCGGCGGCUCUCGAUUUCCAACAGUCCUGUUAUUCUCUUUGUCGCUGA
Morchella sextelata is the source of this 321-nucleotide messenger RNA. RefSeq lists its product as uncharacterized. The record is from RefSeq and is a predicted model, not a curated record. The transcript has 7 exons. Bases 1 to 321 code for a protein of 106 amino acids. Lineage: Eukaryota; Fungi; Ascomycota; Pezizomycetes; Pezizales; Morchellaceae.